AUGAGGAAAUUCGAUCAACAGCAAAUCGAUCAAGUUUUAAAAAAGAGAUUCUUUCUGGCUCAAUCAGCACAUAUAUAUGGAGGAAUUUCGGGACUAUACGACUUAGGCCCACCAGGAUUGUCAAUAAAAACAAAUAUCUUGGCAUUGUGGAGAAAGCACUUUGUACUUGAAGAAGACAUGCUUGAGAUAGAAACGACCACCAUGCUGCCUUAUGAUGUUUUGAAGGCUAGCGGGCAUGUAGAUAAAUUCUGUGACAUCUUGGUUUUUGACGAGGUGACCGGAGACUGCUUCAGGGCGGACCACUUGGUUGAGGAAACUCUAGAAAAAAUGAGUCCCACAGAAGAAGUUAUUCGAGACCUUCAAAGAGUUGAUUGCAUGACAUGCCAGGAAAUCGACGCAGUUAUAUCAAAGUACAACAUAAAGAGUGUUUUGGGUAAUAAGCUAAGCAAAUCACAGCAGUUUAAUCUUAUGUUUGGAACACAGAUAGGUUAUAAAGGAGGCCAAACCAUGUUCUUAAGGCCUGAAACGGCACAAGGGCAGUUUUUGAAUUUUAAAAAGCUUUACGAAUAUAAUAACGAGAAGCUUCCAUUUGCAUCUGCCUCAAUAGGAAAAUCAUACAGAAAUGAGAUAAGCCCGAGAUCAGGCCUCAUUAGAGUUAGAGAAUUUGACCAGGCAGAAAUCGAACACUUCGUUCUCCCCGACGAAAAAAAACAUCCGAAAUUUUCCUCAGUAAAAGAAAUCAAAUUGAAGUUUAUACAAGAAGAUUCAAGUGAGGAAAUCUCCUUGGGAGAAGCAGUAGAGAGAAAAAUGGUAUGUAAUGAAACCAUCGGGUACUAUAUUGGAAGAACUGCUUUAUUUCUUAUAGAAGUAGGAAUUGACAAAGAAUUGCUCAGGUUUAGACAGCAUAAAAAAGAGGAAAUGGCUCACUAUGCUAAAGACUGCUGGGACGCGGAGAUAUACACAUCUUAUGGAUGGAUCGAAUGUGUAGGAAUAGCAGAUAGAUCGUGUUAUGAUCUAAAAUGCCAUGAAGAUGGGUCAAAAGUUGAUUUGAGAUGCAAAAGAAGACUCACCAAUCCAAAAGAGGUUGAAGAAUGGAUUCUAAAGCUAGAUAAGAAGGAAUGGGGAGCAAGGCUCAGAGACAGAUUUUCUACUCUAAUAGAAAUGAUCAACGGCUUUUCCCAAGAGUAUAUUGAAAAAAACAUCUCAGCUCUUGAUGGUAACAAAAACUACCUAAAUGUGGAAUUCGAUGGACAUGGCAUCAAUGUUGAGUGUUCCAAAGAGAAGAAAAAGAUAUUUGUUGAAAACGUAAUCCCCGAUGUAAUCGAACCAUCUUUUGGUAUUGGAAGGAUUCUUUACGCAUUACUUGAGCAUUCGUUCUACCAGAGAGAAGAUUUAAGACCUGUACUUAAGUUAAAGCCAAUGAUUGCGCCAAUCCAAUGUGCUAUCGGAUACCUAAUAUACUACAACGAAUUUGAGGAACAUAUUUUGAAGAUAAAAAGGUCUCUGGCAGAAAAUGGACUAGUGGUUCAUGUAAACGAACGGUCGUGCAGUAUCGGGAGAAAAUAUUCUUCAUACGAUGAAUUAGGUGUCCCAUUUUUUAUCACAUUCGACCCCGACUUUCUUAAAGACAGCAUGGUAACCAUAAGAGAGAGAGACACAAUGAACCAGAUAAGGGUUGAUGUUGAAAAAUGUCCCUCUAUCAUCCUGGAAUAUAUCAGAGGGGAAUCUAAAUGGAAUUAA
This is a messenger RNA of Encephalitozoon intestinalis ATCC 50506, 1740 nucleotides long. Its product is annotated as glycyl-tRNA synthetase. Gene Ontology annotation, molecular function: glycine-tRNA ligase activity; ATP binding. The coding region runs from base 1 to 1740 and encodes 579 amino acids. Gene Ontology annotation, cellular component: cytoplasm; mitochondrion. NCBI's taxonomy places the organism in Eukaryota, Fungi, Microsporidia, Unikaryonidae. The record is from RefSeq and is a predicted model, not a curated record. The transcript has a single exon. Gene Ontology annotation, biological process: mitochondrial glycyl-tRNA aminoacylation.